Postia placenta MAD-698-R-SB12 is the source of this 1435-nucleotide messenger RNA. RefSeq lists its product as hypothetical. Gene Ontology annotation, biological process: regulation of actin filament polymerization. NCBI's taxonomy places the organism in Eukaryota, Fungi, Basidiomycota, Agaricomycetes, Polyporales, Adustoporiaceae. The record is from RefSeq and is a predicted model, not a curated record. The transcript is spliced from 5 exons. Bases 133 to 1152 code for a protein of 339 amino acids. Gene Ontology annotation, molecular function: protein binding.
ACCUUCAGCACGACCGACUAGACCUCCUCACUGUGGUCACACCGCCUCCGCAGGUGUCUUUGUAUCUUCAUUGACGAACAUCAGCUACCUCAUUCUUGCCUAUAACACCAUUACUCUCUGGCUUUCUUCAGCAUGCCGCCCCGUGGAAGCGACGGUCUCGACUUUACCCCCAUACUCACCCACUACUUGUUCCUGUUCACGUCAAUUCUCGCUGUGGUAGGAUGGUUCCUGGCUUUCAUCUCACAGGCCAUAGCGACUGCCGAUUUCGGCCAUGGCCCUGUCGGCGUGCUAUGGUUUGCUAUAUUCCUGCAACUGUUCCUGAUUAUUGGCGUCCUGCACACCCUUGCUAGUGACUCGAUCGCCAUGAACCGCUUCCAAAUAUCUGUCUUCGGGGCCAUUGCUGUCGUCUUCGCCGUCAUCGGCGUCAACGAAGGCAUUUUUUCCGGCUCCGCCUCGCUCGACGCGAUGGCUGCCGGCUGGCUCAUCAACGCUGUCGUCGACAUCCUCUGGGUGCUCUACUUCACGUCUGAGGAGGAUUCGCUUAUGUUGCACAUCUUCAACUCCCUCGGCACAGGCGGCCUCACACCUCCUUCCCGCCGUCGCAGGGCCCCACGCACGACCUCGAUGCACACCAUGGGUGCGGGCAACGGGUACCAGGCCGGCUUUACGGGGACGCCGGGCAGCGGUAUCGGGCCGGGCUACGACACGAAAAUGGCGAGCAGUCUCGGAGGUCCGAUCGGGAGCGGGAACAGUUUCCAUGCAGGCAGCGUCGAGGGCCCGCCGAGGAGCAUUGUGGGCGCGGGAAGCAUUAACAAUGGCCCUGUGGGCAGCGGCCCGGGAUCAGUACACGGGGACGGCGCCGUAUCGCCUAAUUCUCCUCUUAUGGGCGGCGGUGCGGCAGGUGUUGGAUCAGGAGGAGGGCCCCCGCCAGGCAGCCCGAACCCUGGGGACGCGCCUUUGGGAGGCGAUAAUUACCUAUACCGGGCAAAGGCCCUAUACGCAUAUACUGCAUCCACUGAUGACCCUAACGAGAUUUCGUUUGCAAAAGGUGAGGUCCUGGAGAUCAUCGACAAGCAGGGCAAGUGGUGGCAGGCGAGAAAAACAGAUGGCGAAGUUGGAAUUGCACCAUCAAAUUACUUGCAGAUACAGUAGGCUUGGCACUCGGACUCGGACUGUUUUGUUUAUCUUCUUUCCUCUGGUGUCACGAAUGCUCAUGACAUGCUAUAUCGUCACGCGAUCUAUCAUUUCUCUUGUUCUCGCGUCGCCGUGUUAUUUUUUUCCUAUUCUCCCUGCGUUCUGGGAUGAUUGGGCACCUUUGUGAUGGCCCUGUCAUCUCUCCUUGUUGUUCUAUGUGUAUCUGCUUGAUGGAACCAGUGCUUUGUAGAAUAUACUCUCGGGUCGAUAAUCGAGGCAAUUUCACGUCGUGUGGAUGCGA